Messenger RNA from Dujonia railenensis, 246 nucleotides. The record is from the annotation of a GenBank genome assembly. NCBI's taxonomy places the organism in Eukaryota, Fungi, Ascomycota, Pichiomycetes, Serinales, Debaryomycetaceae.
AUGGCAGGUACAUUGAAACCAGAUCCAGCUUUUCAAAAAUUCAACGUUCUUAAGGAAAAGUACGGUACCUACUUCCGUUUUACGCCAAGAUCUAUCGCUUUUGUAGCGUUAAGUAUGGUGGCUGUCCCUUCUGCUCUCACAUACUUUGCUUAUGGAACUGAUGGUCAAAUUAAUUACAACAGAAAGUUCAGACAAGCAAAGGUUUUGCACGGUGAAGAUUAUGUUCCAAGGGCAAAGGACUUGUAG